Molecule: messenger RNA, 3442 nt
Organism: Cuculus canorus (common cuckoo)
Lineage: Eukaryota; Metazoa; Chordata; Aves; Cuculiformes; Cuculidae
Gene: YDJC
Product: YdjC chitooligosaccharide deacetylase homolog
Exons: 6
Coding region: 1297-2208 (303 amino acids)
Biological process (GO): carbohydrate metabolic process
Molecular function (GO): deacetylase activity
Source: RefSeq, a predicted model, not a curated record
CCAGUGAAAGCAGUAGAAUUCCCUCCACUGAACUGUUCUUCAGUGUCACAAACUGAUGGUUCUUCAUUUGCUGAGAAGAACAGUCAAUCUUUUGUUGUGCCUGCACAUCAUCUCCUUGACUUUGAGACUUGUUGUACACAGGCUGUCUUGUAGGAAGUGAAUUCUGCAGAAAGAGGGAACACUGGAGGCUUUGGUUUCUUUAUGCAAAGACUGCCCAGAGCUGAGGAUUGUGGUUGCCAUGAAAGAGACCUAAGUUAGCCCAAAAGACUUUGCCAUGAAUUAAGCAGCAGUACAUUCAAUCUGUUCCCAUAGAAACAACCCUUAAAGCUCUUUCUAACCUGCUUCACACAGCUGCUCUUCCAAGAGGCCCAUGCUUGGCCUGACAGCAGUUUCUUCUCCCCAGCCCUCUUACCUGCACAUUGGCACAGGUUCAGACUUGGAAAUCACCAUCAUCCGUGCAAGGGUCCCAGUCCCAGUGUGAUCCCAGCUUCCUAGGACAGGUUAAUAGAAACCACCAAGACAGCUACCCUGAAUCUGUGGACAUGUUGCACCAGCACUCUUCAAACCACCACUCACUCCCUGGCCCAAGCAUCAGUUUGCUGUUUCUUCUGCAAUAGGAGGCAUGGGUGAAUAGUUUGGAAUAACAUUACAGGCUAAGAAGGGAUGGAAGAGGUGUGUUCUACUUUGAUACAACUUCAUAGUCUUCUUUCACAGGCUGGUUAUUAUCUCUCACUCAGCAUUUCCGAGCUGCUCAGUACUUUCACUUUCAUUCUGGUAGAUCAAGAAUAGCUUUUCUGCAGUAAGAAAAAGCAGGAGUUCAGUGCUAGGACAAACAGGAAUUUACAUGCAUCCAGGCGAGAACUGGCUUACAUCCAGCACGGAACGAUAGCACGGUAGGAGUUGUCCUUCCCGCAGCAAGAGCUGAGGGACUUUCUGAUCAGGAUUUACUGACCCGCAGCUCAAAACUCACGCUGGCUUCACAUUGCAGCCAAGCAAGGAGGGGCGAAAACAAGCAAAGGGCUGCUUCGGAAGGCACAGAUGGAAGAUUCCGCACUCAGGACAUUGCUGGGAUGAUGAAUUCUGCACUGAAGCAAACCAAUAGCAAGAAUCAAAUUCCUUAUCUCACCCGCUCCCGUGCCGCCGGGCUGCGCUGCCGGCCGUGGCCACCAGGGGGCGCUACUCCCCGGUGCGCGCGGCACUGCGGAGGCGCCGGGCCCUGCGGCGGGGCGGGGAUGCGCGGCGGGGCCAGCAUCACCGGCCCGGGCCCGGGCUGGAGCGGAGGGAUGACCUCUAAGGAUGCUCGAGGCGAAGCUGAUAGUCACUGGAGAUGACUUUGGCUAUUGUCCCCGGCGAAACCAAGGCAUCGUAGAGUGCUUCCUGGCCGGUGCGGUGUCCAACGUGUCCCUGCUCGUCAACGGAGGCGCUGCCGCAGAGGCAGCCCAGUUGGCCAGGAGACACAACAUCCCAAUAGGCCUGCAUGCCAACCUUUCUGAGGGUUCUCCUGUAUGUGAGGUGCUCAAGACAAACUCCUCUCUGCUCAACCAAGAUGGAUUCUUCCAUGGGAAAAUGGGAUUCAGAACAGCUCUAUCAAAAGGUCUCCUGAAUAUGUCAGAGGUGAAGCAGGAGCUCAAGGCCCAGGUGGAGCUGUUCCAUAAGCUGACAGGACACCUACCUACUCACAUGGACGGGCACCAGCAUGUUCACGUCCUCCCAGAGGUCAGGCACGUAUUUGCAGAGGUGUUAGAGGAAUAUGGGCUUAAGUACACACGUGUCCCAAUAGAGCCAGGCCUCCGUAACUGUGUCUGGAUUCCACCAUCCCUGAUGGACUUUUAUCGGGGAGUAGAAGAAGAUUCUUUUAACACAGUAGAUGUGUUUACAAGGCAUGGAAUAAGGUGGCCAGACAUUUACAUUGGUUUGAGCACCAUGGGCAAGAACAUGUCUGUCAGGAACAUCAGGAGUGCCAUCGACACUGCCAUCGCGGAGUUCACCUCCAAGGCACCCUCGCCACAGAGCAGGACAGUGACAAUCGAACUGAUGGUGCAUCCAGGGUACCCGAGCAUCCCACCCAUUGGUGGCUGUGGGGAAGGACCUGAUGAUUUCUCACAGUCCUGGGAGCGCGUCCAUGAACUCCAGACAUUAAUUAAGCCAGAGCUGCAGAGCUAUUACAAAACCAGGAACAUUCAGCUUUGUUCAUUCAAAGAUCUUUAAAACAGCCAGCACACAUACAUACCUUUAUUCAUGCUCUGAAGAGAGACAGUUGCUGAUGUCUCAAGAAGCCUGGGCACUGCUCUUGGUGCAGCACCUCCCACUGCAGCUGGCAGGAGUGGGGAGCAGCAUUAGGCGUUCAGGGUGGAGGAACACCCUGUGAGCAGCUACAGGCAGGACCCCAGAGCCUGCCUUUGAGGCCACAGCAUCCACUUUGAACAGGACAAAUCUCUGCUGCGUCACCCAUACACACGAUUCUGGUGCAGCAUGGCAGCCAGGGCACAGCCCUCCCAGGGCUCUGCCUGCCAGUGUGAUGGCGAUGGGGAGCACUGCAAAGACAGACUUUGCCCUCAGGGUGCCGAUCAUCUCUCUUUUUGGACUUAACUGCAAAAAAAACCCCAAUCGUGCUGGGGAACAAGUGCUGCUUUGGAGCCACCGCUCUGUUGGCUGCCCACGGGAGGUCUGCCAGCCUUCAGCAUCUUGUUACCUUAGCGCACUCAGUCGUGGUCCCUUCCCCUCCACUGGUGCUGGCUCAUGUAUGGUGAAGGGCACAGGGACAGUACCAGAGUGUUUCUUUGGGCAGAGCAGUUGGGUUGUGGUUUUACCUGCCAGUGACUGCAGCCAUGUUCCACACACAGCCUCAGCCAGCAGCAAUUACGGCACUUCCUAUGAUUUCUGCUUCUUGGCACUGUGCCACCAUGGGAACGAAACAUCAGCCGUGGCCCUUCCGGAACUGGCUUUGCUUUUUGCUUCCUUUUUUUUUUUCUUUUGGGAUGACUUUGGAAGAACAGCAGCUGUUAACCAAUCUGCUAUUUCAGCAACUGCUGCAUCCAAGAGCUCACCAGCAAUCGUUCCUGCACUGCCCACAGCCUCCAAAUGCUGCGUGGGGCGGCUGUGCACCAACUAAGGGCAAGUUUUUGAGUGGAGAAGGGCCCUGUAUUUGUCCAUUUUUAUCAUCAAAGCAUCUGAUCUUCAACAGGCCCUGGUAAUACCAACAGGUUUAACUGCGUUCUUAACCGCAGCCCUGUCACGCAUGGAUAACUUUCAUUUGGGAAAACAAACUCUAGACUGUUUACACUCAUUUUCUACACAAAGGUGAUCUAUUUAAUGUAAUAAUUUUUGGUUAACUGUUUUUUAAUAUUAAAAAUUUCAAUAUGAUCAUCAUUCUUUUAAAUGAAAAAUAAAUUCAGGCCUUUUUCUAUUGUAACACUUCAGGAGGCUUUUGGUUUCUGUUAUU